This is a messenger RNA of Symbiodinium necroappetens, 708 nucleotides long. Lineage: Eukaryota; Dinophyceae; Suessiales; Symbiodiniaceae. The record is from the annotation of a GenBank genome assembly.
AUGGACACGGUUUCCAGCUUUGCCAAGACUCUGUCGUCGGACGGAUCGCUGGCCCACGUGAUCGUGUGCGCCUCCUCGGCCGCCAUGGCCAUCGCCUUCGAUGCCGGUGGACCGCAGCGUCAGGAGAACUAUUGGGUAGACGACUUGACCAAGGACGAGGCCCAGGAAUUGCUGAACCUCCACGGGCACAAGGACAAAACGGACGAAUUCCUUGAAGCAUGCCCCUUGGCUGCAUUGUUUGCUUUGUUUUGUCGUGAGACGCAUCCUGCGCUGGGUGGGCAGCCCUUGAAUCCUUUAGGCGGCUACAACGCGCUGGAUCUGGUGCUCACCUGUGAGCGCUACGCCGACGUUGGAGAAGAGGCGCUUCAGGCCAAGAAGGCGGAGAUGGAGAAGAGGGCCUACGAAGAUGUGGAGACUUUUUUGAGGGAUUGCAAGUUCAAGACGGUAGAUGGCAUCACGCCGGCCGGUGCGAACAUCUUGAAGGCGCUGCUGCAAAACCGCGCGGGCGGUGGCGCUGUUGGCAAGCUGGCAGGCGGCAGUGGCGCGCUGCCGAAGGAUGUUGCGAAGUGGAUCCGGGAGAGGGAUGCCCACGCGGUCAUUUGGCACAUACAGGAUAAGGAGUACCAGUUCGCGUCAGAGCUGCAUGCAAAGCUCGUUUCCAACAACAGAUUGAUGAUCUGUCUUCUUGACCGUGAAAAAAAGGUGAGG